AUGCUUGAACUUGAACGACGAAACAUCUUACCACAACAUCAAGCUGGCUUCAGACCAGGAAAAAGCACAGUAUAUAACAUCGUGCGAUUAGAACGAUAUGCUGAAGGACAACUAAGACGACCUAGUCGAAGACGUCACUCAGCUGCCAUUCUUUUCGACAUCAAAGCUGCUUUUGAUUCAGUAUGGCACGAUGGUUUGAUAUACAAAUUAAAUGAUUAUCGUCUUCCUCGUUACAUCAUUAAUUAUCUUAUCUCUUUCUUACAAAAUAGAACUGCUGCAAUUGAAAUCGAAAAUGUUUUAUCUCGUCCAUUCAAUUUAAAGAGCGGUACUCCACAAGGAUCUCCAUUAUCACCAUUAUUAUAUAUUAUAUAUACGGCAGAUUCGAUGAAUGGAAUACCGACUCAUACAGAACAUGGGUUAUUCGCCGAUGAUACAGCUUUAUGGACAUCAGGAAACACCAUGACAAUCCUUAAUACAAGCGCCUAUCCAGCUGGUCUCUUACGAAUGUCGGCUGGUACCCUAUCCAUAUAUCUACGUAUGUUUCUCAACAAUGAAUUACCAGUUCUUCGUCCACAGUCGAUUGCUGCAAUGCGAACAAUAGUUGGCGGUGGUGUCAUACCAUCGUACGAUCCACAGUGGAGCAAUAAAUCUAUGGAACUGCCACCAUCACAAGAAUUUGGCCUUAGUUGGUAUUGGGAAACGAUGAAAGAUGGUCGCCGAUACAUUGGCCAUAGUGGUGCACUGCCAGGCAUGUCACAUUUGAUGUUGGUCAAUGAAAAGAAUACUUUGGGUGUAAUUCUUCUUUCGAAUAUAGAAGGCGAUUUACCAGGAUACCUGUUACCAGACAUAUUUGAGGUGAUAGAAAAUAUUCACAUGUCACUUUUUCAAUGUUUCGACGUCGAUCUUGUUGACACGUCUGCUAGUCAUACUGAAGGAACUCAUAUUAGAUUCUUUAUUGUUCUUCUACUUUUUCACUCUUUGUUUAUAUGUUAAAUGUUUGUUUACCUAUAGACUGCUCUCUUUUAUAAAACGCAUCUAAACUAGUAGUAAUCACCAUCUAGCACUGAAAAACUUUCUUGAUGUUAUUU
Rotaria sordida is the source of this 1088-nucleotide messenger RNA. The record is from the annotation of a GenBank genome assembly. Lineage: Eukaryota; Metazoa; Rotifera; Eurotatoria; Philodinida; Philodinidae.